AUGAUGAGUCCCUCUUUCCCCGACCUAGAUGUGGUUGGCAUCAAAGUCGAGCCCGAGAAAGCUGAGAAUCUCCGCCGCAAGGUUGCGAGCCUGCUCGGCCAAACCAAGGUCGGCUACCCUGGUGCCGCCCCCGUUAGCUUCUCGUCACAACAUCUGGCAGAGCUACAGCAAAAAGACUAUUAUGUUUGUGAGAAGACGGAUGGAAUCCGGUGUCUAAUGUACAUGGAGCGCGGGUCCGCCGACUCUGAAAUAUCAGAGAUGCACUACCUGAUCGACCGCAAAAACCACUACCGCCAUGUACCUGGGCUGCACUUUCCUAAGCCCGAUGAUGAAACUUUCCUGUCAAUCCAUCACAAUACCAUUAUAGACGGUGAACUUGUCCUCGAUACCUAUGAGGACGGCUCGCAGCAGCUGAAGUACCUAGUAUUUGACAUACUAACAUUAGGCGGACACAGAGUAAUGCAUGAUCCAUUCGACAAGCGCUUAGUAUAUCUCAAUGAGGAAGAAGGCCGGCCAUUUAUUGUCGAAGAUAAGUCGAUGCAUUUCAGCUACAACAUUGAAAUGAUGUUCCGUGAUAUUAUCCCAAAGGUCAAGCGCAUUCGUGGGAAUGGCGGCCUCAUCUUCGUCUGUUGUAGUACAUCUUACUAUAUCGGCCUAGACGAGCAUAUCCUCAAAUGGAAGCCUGCUUCGGACAACACGGUUGACUUCCGCCUGCAUCUACAAUUCCCGGUUCCGGAGCCAGAUCCCGAAGACAAGAUCAACGGUGUCACAGAUUCAGAUUACGACUCCAUACCUAUCCGCCAUUUGUCUGUCAUGCUCUCCCCACAGGAGAAUCUCCCUUUUGGCGAGAUGUACCUCACUUGGGAAGAAUGGGACGACCUAAGAGUAAUGCGUACUCCAUUAGAGGGUACUAUCAUCGAAUGCUACAAAGACGACCAGUCUCACUGGCGCUUCUACCGUCUCCGCAAUGACAAGAGAGAUGCAAACCCUAUCUCUGUUGUCGAGAAAGCUCUCGACAGUAUAGCCGACUGCGUUACUGAAGAGGGCCUAAUCCGCGCCGCCCCAGCCAUCAAGGCAGCAUGGGAGGCGCGGCAGGGCUACCAUGGCCUGUGA
Molecule: messenger RNA, 1113 nt
Organism: Aspergillus pseudotamarii
Lineage: Eukaryota; Fungi; Ascomycota; Eurotiomycetes; Eurotiales; Aspergillaceae
Product: mRNA capping enzyme, catalytic domain-containing protein
Exons: 2
Coding region: 1-1113 (370 amino acids)
Biological process (GO): 7-methylguanosine mRNA capping
Molecular function (GO): mRNA guanylyltransferase activity; ATP binding
Source: RefSeq, a predicted model, not a curated record